CUCAUCCGAACGCGUCCCUCUGCAGAUGACAGGACCUUGGCAAAACACGUAUAAAUCUGAAAAUUUUUAGAUAUGGUCUCAGUUGACUUGCAGUACUCAUCAGAGUCGAUUGCCAGCGGUUCCUACCGUCUCUUAGAGCUCCCUGCAGAGCUGCUUCAGCUGAUCGAAUCCACUUCAGCUGCGGGAAAUGAACUAGAAUUAUCCAUCAAAGGCGGACGAGAUGAGGACGCUGUUCUCUGCACUUCCAACAAAACUUACGCCAUCCGAUCCGUCGUCCUUUCCAACUCAGUCCUUGUCAUAACGCCACGCGUAUACGAUAGGAACGAUGAUGCUAUGGACACUGAUGGAGGUGGAAAGCCCCAGGAAGCGGACGCGAUUGUGAUACAGGAGAGUUUGAAUGAAAUUCUGGAGCUCGUACCUGCCGUGCCGCGGUUACAUCGGUUGAGGGGACUAUUGAGAGGGAUGGAGUGGGAGGAGGGCCACGAAGACGAAGAUUACGAUGAGGGCGAUGACGGUAGGCUUAGGAAGCGGCCAAGAUUCAGCUAUGAGCAGGCGAGGGAGGAGCUGCAGGCUAGCGAGCAAGAGCUAGCAGCCUCUAUACGGGAGAAACGAAUACUCGUCAUCGAUGGCAACCUUCGACCCAUGUCACCCUCCUAUCUCCAUACCGUCCUCGAGCUUAUUCUCACUUGCCUCGUCUCCACACAACAAAAGCAUGAAUCAGCCACAGUCGUAGAACUUACCAGAGCACUCGAAGAGCAUGAGAUCCAGAGACGAGUCACCGAACAAGUCAUGGGCUGGUUUGGAGAGAUGAACUCGGAGGAUGGAAGGUGGAGGAUGGACGUGGAAAGUGUUGUUGGGGAGGUUGGGCUGGGCACUUUGCGGCAUUAUAAGGACGACUCGAUCGAAGAGAACGCGUUCUUGAACAAGUGGCGCAACGCUGUAGGAGACACCUUCGCCUCACACGUCUCCCUCUCCCUACUCUCGGGGAACUACCUCUCCAAUCCCUCCCCUCUGGCCGCCACGUCCAGUUCAGCACCGCCGAACCUCUUAACCUACUUCCCCCGCUCUUUGCUUCCCACGGACCCACCAGCUCUCUUCGCCGAUCUCUUUCUCACUCGGUCCAAAUGGAAGGCCAGCGAUAUCAUUCCAUUUUUGCAGGAUGUGGCGGUAGAUGGGAAGGAGAGGGAUAGAUUGCUUUUGAAGUAUGCAAGGGGUAUGAGCGAGAAGGAUGGGAUGUGGUAUACGGCGAGAGCGAGAUGAUGGGCAUGCGAGGCGUAUAACGCGUGGCGCCGUCCAGUGACCCACCAAGAUCGUAUAGUACUACCUGUUGCUGAAUUGAACUUGAAGUACAACUUAU
This is a messenger RNA of Stereum hirsutum FP-91666 SS1, 1357 nucleotides long. RefSeq lists its product as uncharacterized. Gene Ontology annotation, cellular component: chromatin; Ctf18 RFC-like complex; chromosome, centromeric region. The record is from RefSeq and is a predicted model, not a curated record. The transcript has 6 exons. Lineage: Eukaryota; Fungi; Basidiomycota; Agaricomycetes; Russulales; Stereaceae. Gene Ontology annotation, biological process: maintenance of mitotic sister chromatid cohesion; mitotic sister chromatid cohesion. The coding region runs from base 73 to 1260 and encodes 395 amino acids.